Messenger RNA from Bombyx mori (domestic silkworm), 596 nucleotides. RefSeq names its product cuticular protein RR-1 motif 43 (gene CPR43). Gene Ontology annotation, cellular component: chitin-based extracellular matrix. Gene Ontology annotation, molecular function: structural constituent of chitin-based larval cuticle. The record is from RefSeq and is marked provisional. NCBI's taxonomy places the organism in Eukaryota, Metazoa, Arthropoda, Insecta, Lepidoptera, Bombycidae. Bases 36 to 431 code for a protein of 131 amino acids. The transcript is spliced from 2 exons.
AACAUUGUCUAGUGCCUUCACCGACAAAUACAAACAUGAAGACCUUUGUUAUUCUCUUCGGACUUGUGACGGUCGCGGUAGCUGCACCCCAAUCACCUACUGAACCCAUCCCGAUCCUGAAGCAGGAGAGCAGCAUCGAGCCUGAUGGGUCCUACCAAUACUCUUAUGAGACUGGAAAUGGUAUCUCCGCUGCCGAGCGAGGCGCUCUCAAAAACAUCGGCGCUGAAGAACCUGCUUUACAGGUUGAAGGUCAAUUCCAGUACCCAAGCGAGGACGGUGGUACUAUCCAGUUGUCCUACAUCGCCAAUGAGAACGGCUUCCAGCCUCAGGGAUCACAUUUACCCACACCACCCCCAAUUCCUGAAGUCAUCCAGCGCGCUCUCGCAUACCUCGCCACCGCACCCCCACAGCCUGAAAACAACAGGCCAUAAUUAUUCCGUUAAUUUGCUUAAAAAAAGAGUUAAUUCAGUAAUUCUAGUUGAAUUUGAGAUGCCAAUUUAUUUCUUAACGUAUUUAAGUAAUUUCAGAUAUUCUUUUUUAUAUUUUUGUACAGAAUUGUUCUAUUUAUGAUGUAAGUAAUAAAAUAUUCUAAAUUU